Messenger RNA from Vombatus ursinus (common wombat), 2542 nucleotides. Its product is annotated as butyrophilin-like protein 2. NCBI's taxonomy places the organism in Eukaryota, Metazoa, Chordata, Mammalia, Diprotodontia, Vombatidae. The transcript has 6 exons. Gene Ontology annotation, biological process: T cell receptor signaling pathway; regulation of cytokine production. Gene Ontology annotation, molecular function: signaling receptor binding. The coding region runs from base 381 to 1730 and encodes 449 amino acids. The record is from RefSeq and is a predicted model, not a curated record. Gene Ontology annotation, cellular component: external side of plasma membrane.
CAGCGGGGAGGAGCAGUGGGGAGGGGGAGGAAGGUGAGAUUAGAAAAUUGCAGCACCUAAGACCUAGUUAGACCUAGCAGCAGCACCUCAGAAGCCAUGGAGCACAAAGCAAUGACUUCAUUUUUCCCAGAUGGGGAAACCAAGCCAAGAGUUUGGGUGACUUGCCCAGGGCCACACAGGAAUAAGCAGCAGAGUUGGGAUCUGGUACUUCAUUAGAUGGGAAGCCUGGUUCUGUGCUUUCAAGCUGGGAAGAGGUUGACUCACCAACUUGGCACUCUCCAUGUCCAUCUCAGAGUUCCCCUUAAUGUCCCAAAUCCUGGAUGAAGACUGAAGACCCAAGAAUUUGAUCAAGUAUCUCCCUGGUUGGGAUUCUGUCAGCCAUGAUCUGGACCAUAAGGUGGCAUCACCAGCCAGCUUCCUACAACAGCCCUACUCCACGUUUAUACCUCAUACACCUCAACCUUGUGCUUUCUGAUAUUACUAGCUCAGGCACAUUCACAGUAUCUGGCCCUCUGUUCCAGCCCAUCCGGGCCUGGGUGGGGGAAGACGUCCAGCUCUCCCGUCAACUCUCCCCUAAGAUGGAUGUUCAGGGAAUGAUUGUGAAGUGGGUCAGAGGCCCACUGGUUGUGCACUUGUACCGCAUGGGCCAGGAGAUGGAGGAAGUCCAGGCCCCUGCAUUCCAGGGGCGGACAAAGAUGCUGAGACAGGACAUGGCUGAGGGGAAGGUGACCGUGAGAAUCCAUCAGGUUCAGCUCUCUGACACUGGCCAGUAUGCUUGUUAUUUCCAGGAAGGCUCCUUUUACAACGAAACCAGCUUUGACCUUCAGGUAGCAGAGCGCCAGGAAGGAGCAUUCUCAGUGAUUGGAUCUGCUCAGCUCAUUCGGGCCAAGCAGGGAGAAGACAUCACACUGUCCUGUCAACUCUCCCCUAAGAUGGAUGCUUGGGACAUGACUGUGAACUGGUUCAGAAACCAGACCCUUGUGCACAGGUACCCCACCGGGGAGAAGCUGGAGGGAUCCCAGGGCACUGAGUUCCAGGGGAGGACGGAGCUGCUGAAAUGUGACAUGGCUGAGGGGAAGGUGACCUUGAGGAUCCAGCAGGUCCAGGUCUCUGACUCUGGUCCAUACACUUGCCAUUUCCGUUCUCCUGACAAUUGUGAUGAAGCCCACAUUGAACUGCAUGUAGCAGGCACAUUUACAGUAUCUGGCCCUCUGCUCCAGCCCAUCCGGGCCUGGGUGGGGGACGAUGUCCAGCUCUCCUGUCACCUCUCCCCUAAGAUCGAUGUUCGGGGUAUGAUUGUGAAGUGGGUCAGAGGCCCACUGGUUGUGCACUUGUACCGCAUGGGCCAGGAGAUGGAGGAAGUCCAGGCCCCUGCAUUCCAAGGGAGGACAAAGAUGCUGAGACAGGACAUGGCUGAGGGGAAGGUGACCAUGAUCAUCCAUCAGGUCAAGCUCUCCGACACUGGCCAGUACGCUUGUUAUUUCCAGGAAGGCUCCUUUUACAACGAAACCAGCUUUGACCUUCAGGUAUCAGGCAGGGAUGCAUUUGGAACCCAGUUCUCGUCCCCAGUUCAGACCAAUCCUCUCUGGUCUCUGGGCAGCCAUGAGGGACGUCCUUUCAUCUGCUUCCCCAGGGACCUACAGGAAGGAAUCUCAGAGCAGUCAAUGGUACAGCAUCAUGCACAAUCCCACAAUCCCACAGCUUCAGAUGAAAAUCACAAUCAUCCCUGAAAUUUUGCAGAUUCACUAAGCAAGGAACAAUUUAAAAUGAUGACAAGAUAUUUCUGCAUGUUUACCAUUAGCCUUUCAGGGCCUUUCCCAACCCACCCUCUCAAGGAAAUGAAGGAGCAAAGACAAAGAAAACUGGAUGCCCUUCUUUGAUGGAAGCCCAGGUCCCACUGAGCUUUCUAAACAACAUGGAACUCUCACCACAGGGAAAUCAUUCAGGCCUGGGUUUUCCACUGACUGGUUGGGGGACCUGCUCUCUGGCCUGGACUCAGAACACUGAGACAAUAACUAUUUUCCCUCCCUUAAAGGCACCAGGUCUGGACUAACACCCACAUUCCAUGCUUUGAUGAGGGUGUGGGAUGUCUUAAAAAUUCUGACCUGUUGUUACUGGACUGCUCAAAUUCAUUCUAUAAAUCUUCCCAUUGGCCCCUCUGAUUCAAUGUUAAAUUUCAGGGCAGCUAGAUGGUGCAGUGGAUAGAGCAUGGCCCUAAAAUCAGGAGGACCUGAGUUCAAAUCCGGCCUCAGACCAAAUACUUGAUACUAUACUAGUACCAAGAUACACACAAUACUAGUUGUGUGACCCUGGGCAAGUCACUUAACCCCAAUUGCCUAAAAAUUUAAAAAAAUGUUAAAUCUAUUCACCUUCUUUGAAUCCAUCAUUGUCAGGUCUAAAUCUUUCCUAAGUCCAUGAAGAUAAGUUAGAGAGUCUGUUGCAAGUUCCUCAUUUCUGAUGGUUCAGGUCCAUAAAGGGAAAUACACAUUUAAAAAUAUGUAAUAAUUAUGGACUUACUAGAAAAAAUGAAAAUUCAAAAGCU